Messenger RNA from Paramecium tetraurelia, 1362 nucleotides. RefSeq lists its product as uncharacterized. The record is from RefSeq and is a predicted model, not a curated record. NCBI's taxonomy places the organism in Eukaryota, Ciliophora, Oligohymenophorea, Peniculida, Parameciidae. The transcript is spliced from 4 exons.
AUGACAUUUUGUGUAUUGUUCAUAAUAUUUGGGGCCACAAUGGGUUUUCUAAAAGUUCAGAGUCCGAUUAAGAUUGAUGAAUUUUCCGAAAUUAUGUAGGCUGAUUAUUCCAUUUCAAAUUUCGGUCAUAUUCCUUAUGGGAAAAGAAUGGUUGCUCAACUAUUUGCUCCUCCUGUGGAUAUGGAGAAGGAUAAGGAAUUUAAGUUAUGCGAGCAACCCCCAUUUAGUAUGGGUUUGCAAUUUUAUUAACCUUCUGGUGAUAAAUGGUUGAUUGCCAGGAGAGGAGGUUGCCCAUUCACUCAAAAAGCUAUCAAUGCAUAGAACAUGAAGGCAAAGCUAUUGAUAAUUGUGGACAAUAGAGACGAGAAGGUGGAAUCAAUAAUGAUGGCUGACGACGGAAAUGGAUAUCAAAUUGAUAUUCCAUCUAUCCUAAUCUCAAAAAGUGAUGGAGAGAAAAUACUUACUUAUUUAUCGAAAUCCAAUUAAAGAUACUUGAUCGGAAGUGUAGAAUUUAAAUUAAACUAAACCUCAAACCUAACGAAUGUGCUAUUUGGUUUUAAUAUCGAAAACAAAGACACCUUCAGAUUAAUCAAUGAGUUCAGACCCAUCUACGAGGAAUUGAAGGGUUAUCUCAAUUUCACCAUCUUUUACGAGGUGCUGCGUUGUCUUUCCUGUGAGACAGGAGGUUGGAAGACUGAAAAUCAAGAUUGCCUUGGAGGAGGAAGAUAUUGUUAAUUUGAUCCAAACGGCGUUGCUUUUGGAACAGGAUCAGACGUUCUUAAAGAAUAGUUGCGUUAAACAUGCAUUUGGAAAUACAAUUCUGAACUUUGGUGGUCCUACAUGAAUCACUUCACCAAGAAAUGUACAAAGGAGAAUGAAUAUGAUUCAUGUUUUGAGAAAUUUGUAAAACCCGACGAGUUCGCAGCAGUAGAGAGUUGCAUUAAAAGCUCAUACAAGAGUCCUGUGGAUUCUUUAAAAGGAGAGAAUACCAUAUUGGAAGAGCACUUCAGAUUGAGAUAUCAAUCUGGUAUAAUCUUCUAUCCUGGUGUGUCAAUUAAUAAUGUGGCAUACAGGGGCAACAUCGAGGCAUUGGAGAUCAAGGAGGCCAUUUGCGCAACUUAUACUGACAAACCUGAGGCAUGCGAGGAGAAAUUAAUAUCUUUUGAACCCAAUCGUUAAAUGGAGAACUCUUACUUUUGGUUGAUUGUUGUAGUUUGCACUUUGAGUGUUCUCUUUAUUUUGUUUAUUGUGUUCGUUUAUAGACGUUAAAUGAAUAAUAGCAUGUAGAAAAACAUCAGAGAACAGGUGAGUUAAUAGGUGAACAAUUACGUAAGGUUUUACGAAAGCAGAAGUGAGAAAUGA